CAUAACCCCAAAUAUUUUGCUAACAUGGAAAGGUUGAUUAAGGUUUGGCAUGUGGGUAAAAUAGACUACGCAAAGGCUUUAAAAUUACAGAAAUAUUUAGCUAAAUUACACAAUGGCAACACCCAUGUUAACAACACCUUAUUGUGUCUUGAACAUCCACCUGUGUUUACAACAGGAAUCCGGACCAAGCAGUAUACUUUGGAGGAGGAAAAUCGAUUGAAAAACACAGGGGCUGAUUUCUUUAGGACAGAUAGAGGUGGGCUCAUAACUUUUCAUGGACCUGGACAAUUAAUAGCAUAUCCUAUUCUCAAUUUAAAGCAUUUUAAACCCAGUGUAAGGUGGUAUGUUUGCCAUAUAGAAAAAACGAUUAUUAAAGUUUGUAAGGCUUUUGGACUAAAUGCUGAAACAUCUCCACAUACAGGAGUGUGGAUUAAUGAUAAUAAGGUUUGUGCAAUUGGCAUACAUGGAAGUCGUUUCGUAACGACCCAUGGUUUAGCAUUAAAUUGUACUACUAAUUUAAAAUGGUUUAAGCACAUAGUUCCCUGUGGUAUUGAAGGCAAAGGUGUGACCAGCCUCUCACAUGAACUAAACAAAGACGUGUCAAUAAAUGAUGUGUUACCAACAUUUCUGGAUUGUUUUGCUAAAACUUUUGAUGCUAGAUUUAUAGACUUUCCAAAGAAUGAGGCCGAGGAAAUAUUGAAUAAAAUUGACUCAGAAUAAGAUUUUGUGUAAUUAAUA
Molecule: messenger RNA, 738 nt
Organism: Brassicogethes aeneus
Lineage: Eukaryota; Metazoa; Arthropoda; Insecta; Coleoptera; Nitidulidae
Source: the annotation of a GenBank genome assembly